Messenger RNA from Pocillopora damicornis (cauliflower coral), 963 nucleotides. RefSeq names its product vesicle transport protein SFT2A. NCBI's taxonomy places the organism in Eukaryota, Metazoa, Cnidaria, Anthozoa, Scleractinia, Pocilloporidae. The record is from RefSeq and is a predicted model, not a curated record. Gene Ontology annotation, cellular component: membrane. Gene Ontology annotation, biological process: vesicle-mediated transport.
AGCAAGAUGGCGCCCGCUACCUUACAGAAAAUUCGGGAUACAAUCACGGGAAAAGAGACUCAAGACGAUUCAUUGAUAACAGAGAUUUCUGAUGCAACCACACUGAGCUGGUCCACAAGGAUCAAAGGAUUUAUCAUAUGUUUUAUUAUUGGUGUGUCUUUCUCCUUUCUGGGAAUGAUUUUGUUAUGGAAAGAUAUAAAAUUAUUUGCUGUGUUCUACUCACUGGGUAAUGUAACAGCUCUUGCAAGUACAUGCUUUCUUAUGGGUCCUAUGAAACAGCUGCGAAAUAUGUUUAAAGAAAAGCGUCUGAUUGCUACCAUUGUAAUGCUGACCUGUCUGAUUCUUACUUUGUGUGCAGCACUCUGGUGGAAAAACAAGGGACUGGCUUUGGUUUUCUGUAUUCUUCAGUAUUUAGCCAUGACAUGGUACUGCCUAUCCUACAUUCCAUUUGCAAGAGAUGCAGUGAAGAAAUGUGUCACAAGUUGUAUGGCUUAAUAUAUAUAUUUUUUUGCCAAUGGAGACAUCAACCAACAUGUUUAAUGAUCAUUGAUGUGAUGUUAAUAAUUCCAUCCUAAAUGUUGAAUGAGCAUUUUGAAUGUCACCUAAAUAACAAAGGGUCCAAAUAGACCAAAAUAGAACAAGGAUUAUUUGAAAAGGUUAAAUUAGUUUGCAAAUGUUGAACAUUACAAAGUUAGGUUAAAUUUCACAAGUUGGAUUAAUUGUAAUGUAGCUCCUCUAAAGAGUUUGCAAACAGCACUUUAGCUUGUGAGCAGGUUGUCUUUGGCAGUUCACCUUGAAUAGCAAAGGCUGCAAGACAAGACUCUUGUAGGCGUUAAUGUACAUGCCUUGCUGUUUGUGCCUCAGUAUUUAUGAGAGCAUGCUCAUAGGAUACAAUUACCAUAGACUGAAAUCUCUUAUGGCUCAAUUACAGUAACUGAAAAUCACAAGCAUUGUUUAAAGAGG